Molecule: messenger RNA, 1113 nt
Organism: Physella acuta
Lineage: Eukaryota; Metazoa; Mollusca; Gastropoda; Physidae
Product: fibroleukin-like
Source: RefSeq, a predicted model, not a curated record
AUGGAAUCUAGUCCAGCUGUAGAAGUUACUGCCCUUUUUGUGCUAUUAAUUCUUACUGGAAAUGAAAGCGAAAGUAGGAUAUCGUCCACGGACUACGUCAAAGAAGACGCGUGCUACUCCCCGGCCAAUGAAACGUUGGCGAUGACGUAUUGCAUGGACUUCCGGGAGUCGCGCAGCUUCCUGCAGUGCACCGCCUUCUGCAGCUCCCGCAGCUGGUGCGUUGGCGUCGUCAAGGACGCCACGGGCAGGUGCUACGUCUACGGGCCGUGCGACGUUCUCAGAUUCGGUAAGGAUUGCCUGACCGGUGAUGUCGUGAGGGUCAAGGUGUACAAGAAACCUGGAACUUCCGGUUCCAUGAGCUGCGGCUCGAUGGGUGCGUACAACUUCACGACUCACGCGUGCACGUGUAAAACGGGCUGGACGGGGGCGUACUGUGAUACCCCGCCCCGAAACUGCUCCGACCUCACCAAACAAGGACUCCCACCUGGGGUUUACAAAGUCUACAUGAAACUAUACAGCGUCGCCGUCGUGUUUUGUGACGUCACUUCCGCUGGAUCCAACAUGCACUUUGGUCGAAACAACGGCCGGCUCGACCACAACAAAACCUGGUCUGAGUACGCCAACGGGUACCACAUCGACGACAGCAACUUCUGGGCCGGUUUGGACAACAUUCGCUACUUGACCCAAAACGGGUUCGCGCGGAUGAAAAUCGAGACCGCGUUCGAUAACGGCACCUCUCUUGUGUGGACCUACUCGGGCGUGGUGAUCCAGAACGGGCUGAACGCCUACACCAUUGUGUACCAGACAGUCGAUUGUCUCGGCUCCAGCCCUACCUUCUGCUCCAACGUCAACCCCUGCAUAGAACAAUCGACCUCCUUCUCGACCUGGGAUGACGACAACGACCCAUUUUCGCUGAUUAGUCUGGCCGCCGAUUACGGCGCGGGCUGGUGGUUUAGUGGCUACCCCACGGGGCUUUUGAGCUACAGUGCUACCUGCAACCCGUUCGCCUCUAAUUCCUUAACCCUGAGUGGCAGAGCUAAUCCAAAAGUCUCGAGUUCAAAUCCGGGUUCAAGACCAACCAGCUCUGACCACCCAACUCUGAUGGGUACCUAA